Daucus carota subsp. sativus is the source of this 1632-nucleotide messenger RNA. Its product is annotated as E3 ubiquitin-protein ligase UPL5-like. The transcript has 3 exons. Gene Ontology annotation, biological process: protein polyubiquitination. NCBI's taxonomy places the organism in Eukaryota, Viridiplantae, Streptophyta, Magnoliopsida, Apiales, Apiaceae. The coding region runs from base 1 to 1632 and encodes 543 amino acids. Gene Ontology annotation, molecular function: ubiquitin-protein transferase activity. The record is from RefSeq and is a predicted model, not a curated record.
AUGGAUGGUGGUAUACAACCAGAUACAAGUAUGAGUCCCUCGCUUUCUUUAAUGACGGAAGAGCUUCUCCAUUUUCAAAGCUUUCUGAUUCCUUUAAAAAGGUUUAUACCAGAGGAGCUAUUACAUGGCGGUUAUUGUUACACAAAGGCCUCCCAAGGUGAACCUUAUAUUUUAACAUACACGGAAGAUUUUAAUUUCAUGCUUAAGAUUUUCUUUAGACUGUUGAAGAAGAUGGAUGAUUGUCUUGAAGAAUUGGAGAAGUUGUUGCCCACAGAGAGUGAAAAUCUUGGGUGCAACCAGUAUGUUCAGAUCAUAAUUGAACUGAAUGACGUGUCAAAGCACUUUCCAGCCCUAUCUGAACAAUUUUGGAAAACCUUAAAGAAGAGGAAGCUUUCUUUCUGCUAUUUAAUUAUUAAAUAUGCUACGAGGGAUGAUGAUUAUAGUUGGAUUUUGGAGCAUAAGGAGGUGACUGAUUCUGAGUGCAGAAGGCAUUUGGCAAUGAUGUUACUUCCACAAGUUAGUGAUGACGAUGACUACCUGAUCCUAGAGAUGCUUAUCUAUAGAUCACGAUUGUUGGAGGAUUCAUUUGAGUACAUUGCACACGCUGAGGCUGAUACACUUCGAGCUGGUUUAACUGUGGAGUUUAAAGAUGAGGAAGCUACUGGCCCCGGUGUACUGAGGGAAUGGUUUGUCUUAGUUUGUGAAGCCAUCUUUGAUCCUCAAAAUGCCCUCUUCGUAACUUGUCCAAAUGAUGGCAGAAGGUUUUUUCCUAAUCCAGCGUCGAAGGUGGAUCCAUUGCACCUAGAAUACUUCAAGUUUGCUGGACGAGUAAUUACAUUGGCCUUGAUGUACAAUGUUCAGGUUGGCAUUGCCUUUGAUAGAGUAUUUCUUCUACAAUUGGCCGGAAGCAAUGUUUCUCUGGAAGAUAUACGGGAUGCAGAUCCAAUCUUGUACAGUAGUUGCAAGAGAAUACUGGAGAUGGAUCCUGAGGAAGUUGAUGAAGAUACUCUAGCUUUAACAUUUAUUGUAGAAACCGACAAGCUAGGAUGCAGGAAUAUCGUGGAGCUCUACCCGGAUGGAAAAAAUAUUGCCGUGAAUAGUUCAAAUAGAGACAAGUAUGUUUCUAGGCUUGUUCAAUAUCAUUUUGUUGAUUCUGUUAAGGAUCAGGUGGCUCAGUUUGCUCAGGGCAUUGAUGAUAUCAUAAGUUCGGGGAGGCUUAGGAAAUCAUUUUUCCAAUUCUUAGAACUAGAAGAUUUUGACAAGCUGCUGUAUGGCAGUGAAAAAGCUCUAAGUGUUGAAGAUUGGAAGUCUCACACUGACUACAAUGGCUACGAGGAGACUGAUCCUCAGAUAUCCUGGUUCUGGGAGACUGUGGCAAGUAUGUCAGCAGGGCAGAGAAAAGCUCUCCUAUUCUUUUGGACGUCACUGAAGAAUUUACCUGUAGAAGGUUUCGGUGGCUUAACCUCCCGGCUAUACAUUUACAAGGUGAGCGAGAGCUGCAAUCGCCUUCCAACUUCUCAGACUUGCUUCUAUCAGUUGUGUUUUCCUCCUUACCAAUCGUUGAAAGUCAUGCAAGAUCGUCUAAGUCUCAUCACCCAGGAUCAUGUUGGCUGCAGCUUUGGGACCUCAUGA